This is a messenger RNA of Drosophila rhopaloa, 871 nucleotides long. RefSeq lists its product as uncharacterized. The coding region runs from base 415 to 774 and encodes 119 amino acids. The record is from RefSeq and is a predicted model, not a curated record. The transcript is spliced from 2 exons. Lineage: Eukaryota; Metazoa; Arthropoda; Insecta; Diptera; Drosophilidae.
UAGCCAUGAAAAUUUUAUCUGUUUGACAACACAAAAAAAAAAAUAACACCAAAACACCAUAACAGCACAGUUCACAGGUUUAACCCAGUCCCAACCACAAAAUACACACGGAGCAAAUCUAGCCGGGAUAAUCCGAGCACACACUCAAAAUGGGCGCCACGUUGGCCGGUGAAACGCGUGCCGCCGGGGAGGGGGUGAGGGGGUGGCAAGGCCGACAGGGCGUCGGGCGGCGCAGGAACCCCCCCACCGCAACAGGACUCCACGGCCCCAAAAACGGAGAGGUCGGAGAAGGAGCCACCAAGGCAACCUGAACAACCGGAAAAUCAGAACCAGCAGCAGGAACAUCCGCAACCGAAACUCGUGUCCAGGGAAUCACCCAAACUGGUGAGGCGCCGAUCGAGAUCGGGCUUUAACAUGACCGAGGAUAUUCAGCGAUUGCCCACGGAGGCCAUCUUCGCGGAGUUCGACCGUCUGCUGCUGCAGGCGGAAGGUCAACUGAAGGAGGUGGUGGAGCCACCCUGCGCGGACGUGGCCGCCCGGCUGCAGAACUGCCUCCAGGCGCACCGCCAGCGGGCCUGCGACUGCUUCCCGGCGAUGGAGCAGUACCGCCACUGCGUGGUGCGGGCCACCCAGGAUCGCGUGGAUGACAUGGCGGACAAUGAGCCACCGAUGAUGCCGGUGGCGCCACCCCAGUCGAUACCCCGUCCCGCUGGGCCGCCAUCGAGCCAGCGCUCCAAUCGCAGAUGGUGGAAGUUCUGGACCUGGUUCCGCUAGUACCCCAGUCCCCCAAUCCCCCAGCUUGGAUCCUCCCAUUCGUUGUCCGUUCUCAACCCAACAGCAGUAGUUCAUGGGUGAACUAUACCCAAUCAAA